Messenger RNA from Rhopalosiphum padi (bird cherry-oat aphid), 9892 nucleotides. Its product is annotated as RNA-binding protein 5-like. Lineage: Eukaryota; Metazoa; Arthropoda; Insecta; Hemiptera; Aphididae. Gene Ontology annotation, cellular component: nucleus. Gene Ontology annotation, molecular function: RNA binding. Gene Ontology annotation, biological process: mRNA splicing, via spliceosome. The transcript is spliced from 3 exons. Bases 623 to 3340 code for a protein of 905 amino acids. The record is from RefSeq and is a predicted model, not a curated record.
AGUAUUGGCCUGUAUAAUAACAGUUAAUGUAAAUAGAUUUAUUUUAUAAUUUUAUUAUAAAUUGUUUACAUUAAUAAAAUUAAUUAUAUCAUACUAAUAACUAAGCUUGUAUACAAUUAUUUGUAAUGGUACAUAUUUUAAAGAACUAGAAGAAUACAUGAAAAACCAAAAUUUUGAACCUAUUUUUUAUUAUUAAUUUCACCACUGGAGUCAACUGUAUUGAUAAUGGAUUUUUAAAAUAUAAUUGGAUGUAAUAUCAUAAGUCAUUGUAAAUGUAUUGCAGAUUUGUGUAUCAGCCUGUUCAGUCAUUACGCUUUGGUUGUUUAGGACUGUUCCAAACUAGUUCUCAGCUAGUACUAUUAAUAUCCAAAGGUUAGUCAAAUUUUAAACAAUGUUAGUCGAUAUUGGCUAUGCGUCAGAAAUUCGUCUUGAGACUCUGACAGAUUGAUUAUCGUUGUUGACGAAGUGUCCACUGUUGAUCAUUAAUUGAUCAUUCUAAUAAUUGCACUCAAUUUCAAUACAAAUUGUAUUACAGAUUAUUCAACAAUCCAAACAACCAUCAAGAAUAAGUUAAAGCUACGUUGCCUGUGCUACAUUCAUAGAACAUUCAUUUUUGUUUGAGAUGGACGCAGAGUUUGUGGUCAAGGAUACGUGUGGUUAUGAUUCAAAUGAUGAGGUAAACUCAUCUACUAGACGAAGUGUUGAAAUGGACUUGGUAGCUUAUGAUUCAUCUCCUCGUUCAAAUGGAUCUAAUCAUAGCAUCAACAAUGAACAAAGUGUAGACACUUCAAAUAAUAAAACUAAUUGGUAUAAAUCUGUAGAUUCAUUUCUGGAUACUGAAAAAAGUAGAGAAAGAGGCAGAAGUCGAGAUCAUAGUCAAAAAAGUAAACAUGAUAAAAGUUCGAGUAGACACGGUAGUAGGAGACGUAGCAAACAUAAAAAACACCAUAGGUCAAGAUCAAGGAGUAGGUCUAGAUCUAGGUCUAGAUCACAAAAACGGAGAAGUAGAUAUUCUCCUGGUGAUCGUGACUCUCAAACAAGUCAAUAUAGUAGUGAUGAAGAACGUCGAAAACGUCGUUCAAGAAGCCUUGAAGGUUCUGAUGGGCCAAGAGUUAGAAACAUAUAUUCAGAUUCAGCUACUACUAGUACUCGACGUCACUAUAAUACUGUAGACACAAGAAGAAAUCAAGAUGGAUCACAAGAAUAUUAUCGUGAAGAAGAUUUUGAUAGAUACACGUUUAAAAAACAAAUUCCGAAUAAAACUAUUAUUGUUCGUGGUUUAGCUCCUCAUAUAUCAGAAAUUGAUAUAAGAAAAGAAAUAUUAAAAUGUGGUCUUACACCUGUUGAUAUACGUCUAAUUAGAAAAAAAGAUACUGGGUCAUCUCGUGGGUUUGCAUUUGUAGAAUUUUUUACAAAAGCUGAAGCUGAAACACUAAUGGAAAGUAAACAGGGUGAAAUGAUGUUGAGAGAUAAUUUUAGGGCAAUUAUGCAGUAUACUAUUUCUACAAUUGACCCUGAAAAAAUGUUAUCUGAUUGGUGGUGUAAAUGCAAUGCUCAUAAUUUUAAGCGCAGAGAAAGCUGCUUUGUGUGUGGAGCUUCAAGAGAAGUGGGAGAAAUAUUUGAUCACACUAAAGAAGUUAGUUCUUAUCCUACGCAUACAGUUUUACUUCGAGGACUAGAAUUGUUUACAACUGAAGAAAAUGUUCUUAAAGCUAUACAGCCACUAUCAACACUGCCUAUUCGAAGUGUUAGAAUCGGUCGAAAUCCAUUGACAAAUGUCUCUAAAGGUCUUUGUUACUUAGAAAUGAACAAUGUGGUUGAUGCUAUGUAUCUCCAUAAUGCAUUAAUUGUAGAAGAUCCAUUGCUUAUUGACGGAAAAGAAGUUCUUGUGUCAUAUUGUAAACUUGGACCAGUCGGACCAAUAGCUACUGCUUCAAUGGGUAAUGCUGCAGUUGAAGCAGCUAAAUGGAGCAAUCAGAAACCAGAAACUCCAAACUAUACUAUUGCUGAUGUACCUAGGCUUGCAGAAUUUAGUGCAAAUAUUUAUGCAAAAACUCCUGUUGAACGAACUUCAUAUGUACAAUAUUACACUAAUUUUUACACUGAAAAAAUACAAAAAGGAGAGACUAUUAGUAUGCCUUCUAUACCAUCCGUACAACCUAUUUCGGCUGCUUAUGCACCUGUUGGGACCGUUGUUAUGUCACAAGCUGUUCCAGCUUUUCCAUUACCUAUUACUAAUAAGGUUGAUCCUUUAAGUCAACCUCCAUCUGGGAAAGGAGAUACCACAUACUCUCCACCUGAUUUAUCUACUUAUCAAUAUGACAAAGGAUCUGGUUAUUAUUAUGACCCAUACACAAAGCUCUAUUACGAUGCAAACUCACAGUAUUAUUUUAACAGUUUUACAAAUAGUUUUCUUUAUUGGGAUGCUACAAAACAAACUUAUUUAUCAGCACCUUCAAAUGAAAAUUCAAAUUCUGAUGGAAGUAAUAUCAAUAACGAAUCUAAAAAAGAAGAGACUCCAGUAGAAGAAAAAAAAGAUGAUGACAAAGUAAAAGUAGCAAAACGUAUUGCCAAAGAUAUGGAAAAGUGGGCAAAAACAUUAAAUCAAAAGAAAAUUUCUGCUAAACACAAUUUAGUAGCAGCUCAAGUUGCAAUGCAAACUGCUAAAACUCAAGCUGCAGCAGAUAUUGGGUAUUCUGUGAUGGGUACUAAAACAGAACCUAAAAAACAGCAAUUACCAGUUGCUUCCACAUCUGAUGACACUAGUUACAAUGAUGAAAUUAUGGAAGAAGCUAAUCGAAGCGAAGAUGAACAACAUACUGAUUGGAUAAAACUUGCUUGUCUAUUAUGUAAACGACAAUUUAGUAGCAAAGAAAUACUAAUAAAACAUCAACAAAUGUCUGACUUACAUAAACAAAAUAUUAGAAAUUGGUACAACGAGAGAGGAUUAGAUCCAGAUGAUGAAUCAAAACGGGUUAUUCAGUAUAGGGAUAGAGCAAAAGAAAGAAGGAUGAAAUAUAAUGAGCCUGAUAAACCUUUAAAUAACCUAAAAGACAAGUACAUGAAAGCUAAAGAAGCUACCGUGGAUUAUGAACAACCAACUAAAUUGGGUAUUGGAUCAGACAACAAAGGUAAUAAAUUACUACAGAAAAUGGGUUGGCAAGAAGGAAUGGGACUAGGUAAAAGUAAUCAAGGACGAACAACUAUAAUAGAAGCUGAAGGUAGAUUAGCAAAUGCUGGAUUAGGUACUAGGGCUGUUGGUGUGGUUCCAGGCCCUCGUGAAACAUACAAAGAUUGUGUGAAGAAAAUGAUGCGUUAUAGAUAUAAUGAAUCAGAGUAAUUUAACAGGUAAAGAUUGAAAUUAUUUAUUAUGUAGCGUUUUUUCCACAGGAAAAAGUUAUUUUAAUAUGUGAUGUAUUAACCUGAUAUUUUAUUUUUCUUCAAAAAUAAUAAAUAGAAAUAAUUUAAUAUAUGACAUUAUCUUAAGGAAAUAAUCCAACAUAUAUUAAAUAAAAUACAUUAGAAGGCAUUACAUUUUUAAUCUUGUUUAAUACAUGUUUAAAAUUGUAUUAUUGCAUUUGAAAGACAUUAAUGUUAUUUUAGUGACAAAAAAUUGUAUAUAUUGUAAUAUUAAUUAAAAUCUUUGAUACAUGAAAUAGUUUUUAAAUACAUCCACGUGUAAAUGUAGUGUACCUAAUUAGUUUUAUCCGAAUUUGACAAAAUAAUAGUAAUCAUAAUAAAACAAUUAUAGUCCUGUUACAUUUUAAUAUAAAUUGUAGAGCUAUGGUAGCUCUAAAGUAAAUUUUCCUUUUUAUUAUUUUUUUUCUAACCAAAGGUUUAAAUAUUUACAAACUUAUUUAUAAGCAAUGUAGUGUAGUUCAUAUAAUAUGUAAAUUGAGUACUCAAAUUUAUUUUUUUUUAAUUUACUUCAAGAAGUAAUUAUUAUUUAAAUUUUUUAUAAAAUGUCCAUUUUACGUUUUUAUCAAAAUGUGUGUACAUUCUAUUGUGUCAUACACAAAUUGGCACGUAUUAUAUAUAAUGUAAAAAAAAAAAACUGAAAUUAACAUAAUUAGUUCUAAUGGUUAAAAAUCGUAUGUAUUAUAAUAUAUAUAUAUAUAUAGUUUUACAUAUAUUUAAUUCAAAAAUAUGUAGAAAAUACGUUAUAUUCCACAGACCUUUUUGAUUUAUCCUUCUACGUAAACUUAUUACUUAAUUGUUAUUAUUUAUUUGUUAAAUACUUAAAUACUUGUAUAAACUAUAAAACGCAUAUAUUUUAUAUAAUAACUUCUAUUAUACUAAGUUUUAUGUCUGUUUUUUUGAACAAAUGUCACUCGUUCGGUUCAUAUUACUAUAUAUUUUGUACAUCUGAGUAGAUAAAUAUUACGCUUAAAACAGCUUUAAAUUUAUAAAUAUAGGUUUAUUAAAACCCUUUACAUUUUAAAAUUUGUACAUUUCAUUAUAUUGUAGUUCAUAAAUAAAUAGGAUUUUUGUUUUUAGAGUAUUGACUUCAGACCUGCUAAUGAUCUUAUUAUACCAUUUAUUUCUUGACAAUUUAAAAAAUAAAUGUUAUGAAUUAUUUUUAUUUUUAAAUUGUUGUUCUUUGUUGAAAAAAUUUUUUUAUCCCUUUAAUUUGCUCAUAAUAUAGACUAUCUAGGUACAGCACCAUAGUUUAAUAUGUUUUUAAAGUGUGUUAAUGUUAUGUGACAUGCUAAUAUUUAAAAAAUAAAUAGUUUCGUGAUUUUAUUUAGGCGGUACUUAAUUUAGGUGCACUUUUAAUAUUAAGAAAAUAUGUCUGUUUAUUAGGUACUUUAUUCAUGUAUAUCAGAAAACAUGUCCACUUCUUCUGUUUUGAUUAGGUCAAAAUGAAAAGGCACGUAGGUAUAGGUUACCUUUUUAAUAAUUUAAAUUUACAGUAGUCGUAUUUUGAUUUUUGUAGAAUAUACAAAUUUAGCAACCUUAUCAACUCACUGUCUAAAUAUUACCCUCAAACAUGUAUACCUAUAUAUACAUUUAAAUAAAUAGAUUAUAAAUAAUAAACUAUUUAUUUUAAUAUCAUAAAUCCAUUAGUAUUUAAGUGUUUUAAACGGAUUAAACUUUCUAGUAGAGAAACUUAAGCCUUCCAAGUCACCCACCAUGAUAGUUUAAAAAUAAGUACUAGGUCUAUCAAAAUGCAAUUGGCGAAAGGAGCUCGUUUUAUUUAAUAAUUUUUCUAAUAAAGUUUUGGGGGGGGGGGAUUAACUAAACAAUCAAAUUUUGGAACAUUUUAGGUGUUUCGUUCAAAUUAUCAAAUUCUGAUAUCAAAAUAUCAAAAAAGAUAGCUAAAAAGAAAGAUGCUGGUUUAGGAACUUACUGUAGUCUGUAGUUGUAACCAGUGUUGGUACCUUACAGGUAAAUUCUUUGUAUAUGUUGUAAUUAUUUUUUUAAUAAUAUAAUCAAAAAUUACUCGGGAGCAGAUAUUUAAUAUUAUAUUUGUUUGCUAAAGUUGUGGCAUUUGUUUACUAAUUGCAUGUAAUAAUUAUUGCGCAACCGUGUUAACAACUGCAUUAUAAAUUAUACUGUCAAUUUUUAUUACAUUAAAAGAAUUUUAAUAAAUAUUUUUUACAUCUGUGAUUAUAUAGUUUUAUUAUUUUCGUACAGUUAAAAAAAUAAUGUUAUUAAUGUAAUAUAAUAUAACACAUUAAUAAAUUAAAUAAAAAAACUAAAAAUUAAUAAAUAAAACAAAGAUAUUUUAUCGCCACAACCACAGUGAACUAAAAAAACACUUCAUCUCAUGAUGUAUUGACCGAUGCGAAUAAUAACAAAUACAUAUUAAAUACUUAUUCUCAUUAAACCUCGGGUUUUUGCACACUGUACCUAGUGUACCUAUAUUAUAAUUUACAAAAAAAAGGUAAGUGCUUGUUUUUCAAAAUAGAUUCACUAGUAAAUAUAUCGAAUUUUAAUUCUUGGUUUACCCAAUACCCACCAAUCUUAAGUAUUUAUAUUUGUUUUGCAACUUUCGUUAUUAAGCUAGGACAGUGGUCGGCAACCUUUUCGGACUCCCGGGCCACAUUCAUAAAUUAAUAAGAGUUCGCGGGCCAGACAAAAAUAAAAAUGUUAUAUUCCAAAUUAUUUAUCAAAAAAAAAAAUUUAAAGCGGGUCGUAUACAAUAGACACGCGGGCCGCCGGUUGCCGACCACUGAGCUAGGACAUUAAAAAAAAUUCUUUUAAUUACAAACUCUUUCGGCCUGGGUAAUAAUUAUUAGUUUUUGGCCUUUGCUAUUUAUGCUGUCGCUGUUUUUCAACAAAGUUCGUCAUUUCUGUCCGACUGAAUCAGCUAUAAAAAUUCAAUGACGAAAAUACAAAAAACCGAACUAGGUAUAGGUAGUACGUUAUUUUUUUUUUCGAUGUUAACGAUCCGUCGACCAUGUGUGAACCGCACCAAGCGCGACCGCGCUCGCGAAAUAUUGAAUUUGGCCGAGUCGUUGAGGGGACGAAGAACAACUAGUACCCCGUGUCCGGGUAAUCAAUCAAAACGAAAAACGGGUAGAGGAAAAAAAUAUAUCCGAAAUAAUACCCGUUUUGUCCGACGACGAUACCACCGCAGCCUUUUUUCGCGCUACGUCCAUCCAUCAUCAUAGUAUGUGGCGUGGUAAUACGUAUCAUUACGUGUAUAUACGCAUAUAAGACCGGCUGCCGCUGAUUCGUAUUCGGCCAACCGUUGUCACCGGACGCGUCCGAGAAAAACUUCUUCUGCGGUCGUCCUGCGCUUAUUUAUGCAUUCCUCUGCCCUGUCACCGUAUUAUAUAUUAUUAUUAUUGUGUACAAUUUGGUCGUUUUUAUAUCAACCAGGGUGGUAGUCGUCACAUGCAGUGACGCCCGUCCGUCUCGUAUUUUAUAUUAUAUAUAGGUAUACCAUGCCGUUUUCGAUGAAGGGGUUUGAAACUCUUUUGUCCGAAAUACUAGUUUGACGGGGUGGGUUUUUUCUUGUUUUAUCGCCUGGACGCAGCUUGCUCUGCCGCGUGUAAUGUAGCUGUCUGCUCUCAUCUUCUCUCGUCCGUCGUGUGUUCAUUAUAUUAUUAUAUUUAUAUGUUAUAUCGAUGUACACAAUAUCUACAUACUAUAUAUUAUAUAUGUGCUUAGGUCGGUUAGUCGCAACCCUUGCGUUGGUACCAUUGCGGAGACUGUCGUGUUUCUCUAGUUACUUACCUAUUAAUUGUUACAUCGAGUAAUACCUACCUAUAAAUUUCGAUUUCGUAUGAUUUCUGAUUGAUUGGAACUAUAUUCUAGUUGUUUACAAAAUUUCGCGCAAAAUGCGGAAUAAUUUAACAGUAAUACUAAUGCAACCAUCCGCAAUCAAUGAGAUUCGGGAAAAACUCGAUUCUUAAACCGUUGUCAUCACGAUUUUUUAUUACUUAUCUUUUAAUGGUUUUUAGUUUUUAUUUUAUAAAUGUGUAAAUAAAUAAAUUUUAUAAAUUUAAGAGUACACAUUUCCAUCUCACGGGGUUAAAUGUAUUUUAAUAACAUGAAAUGCAAUAUAUGCAUAGAUAGUAAAUAUAAUAUAGUUACAGACGUACAGUUAUAUGGGUGCAUAAUAUGUAGAUACAUGAAAAAAUACUAAAAUAGUUCGCGAACGGUCUAGUGAUAUCUGUCCAGCGGGGCCGGUCGGACCAUCGUGUCCAUGAAAUCGUCGUAGUCGAUCAUUCCUGUACCGGCAUAGUCCAUGGUGGUCACCAUCUCCUGCACAUCUACGGCCGUCACCGCUCUCGGGUCGAAUUCGUUAAUCACGGCGCGCACGUGGUCGACCGUCACCUGGCCGGUGAACGUCGGAUCGCCGGCCGCCAGCAUGGCGCGGAACCGCCGGCGCCGAGCUCCGUCUUCGGCCCAACGGCGCGCCAUGGACGCCGUCCACUGGUUGCGAGUGAUGUAGCCGCGGCCUUUCGAAUCGUAUUCUUCCACCACGGUGAUGAUGUCAUCGUCGGUCGCGUCCACGCCGAGCGCGCGCAGCGCCUUGUACAGUUGCCUGACGUUCAUCCGGUCGCCGCCGUCGCUGAACAUUGCAAAAGCCGCGUGUGCCUCAGACAACAAUUCCACGGGUAGCCUGGGCCCGGGAGGCCCGUAAUCGACGUCAUCGUUCGAUGGUUCUGCCUCGGGCAGUUGUUCCUGCUGGUCGUCGUCAUCGUCGUCACCGUCACCAUUGUCGCGGUACUGUUCCGACGCAGUCGGCUGCCGUUCGGGCUCGGACAUGUCGGAUGAUAUAAAUUUAUGUAUUUCUUUUAAUGACUAUAGAUUUUUUCGUUUGAAUAUGCGAGUAUUUUUAUGAAAAUAUAUCAUAUAUGCGUAUGAUGUAUUACCUAAUAAUAAAUAUACAUGUACGAAUUACCUAAGUAACAAAAAUAAUAGUUUAACGUAGGUAUUUGCGCGGGUGAUUCUUGUAGUGUUAAAAAAAAAAAUCAAGUAGGUAAUCGUCUUAUUUGUUUAGUGAACAAAAGCCAAUAGGUGAGUGCGUUGAUAACUAUAUAAAGAAAACAGACACGUUUCGAAUAAUAAGGAAAUUGAGAAACUUGUCAAUUACAAUUGUCUUAUUAAAGACCACUUAUUUUUGGACCUCGUAGAAUGCUACACUGUAUAAUUGAUAUUAAGGGUACAAAAUCAAACUUUUAAGGCCGUUUAUAAUAGAUCUAUAAUAUAAUACUCAUGUUUAAAAAAUUUUUUCAGUACCCAUCUAGUAGGUACCUGUGUAUUAUAGCCGUCAGAUAUAGCGACUGUAGGUAUAUUAAUUUUUAAUCAUUUUACCACCAAUCAUCCAUAUACCUGUAUUAUUUUAUUAACAGGAUACGUAGGUAUGACUAGCGAAGUUGGCCGCGGUGAUGCGAUUUUUGAUGUGCUGCUUGCGUAAUGUGGUACGAAAAGGAGGGGAUAAAUUUAUGAGGAGAUGGUUUUGGUUGUGGUGGCAAGAGGGUUGGACCGCUUACGAUGAAAAUUGCAUGAGCUUUGCCUUUCACGCAAUGGCUCCUUGGGUUGUAUGAGUAUAGUGCGCGUAUAUUAACUUGGUAAUUAGCUCGGCGGGGGUGGACGGCGGCGGCUACUCGAUGAAUAAUAAUUUUUGAAUACAUACAUACAUAUUGGACGGGCGGCGACGGUGAUAGGGCGGGAGGAAGAGAGGAAACGGAAUAAUAAUACGCCGAAAAAAAGAAGAAAUUUAUAAAUAUAUUAUAUAGUAGACCUCCGCCGCGGUCGAGUUGCGGGUAAAUAACCGCCGCAGUCUGUGCCGAAGAACGCAGUAGCCAACACGCGCGUGACUUGCACGGUGGAGGCAAUGAUAAUAUACACGAGGCAUCCGUUGUCACCGACGUUGUGCAGCAUCUGCGUCCAAAGAUUCAUCAGAGACAUAUCUUACUCAAGUGUCUGCUCGCGAAAAUAAUAUACAAGAGUCACCAACGAAUAUAAUAUGAGACCACGAAGGAGGCGGCGGGGAGAAUAGGAAACGUGCGCAAGCGCUGCGAAAACCUCAACCGAUCAACGAAGACUUAUUGGUGUCUUUAUUUAUAUAUAUAUAUGUGGUGUGUGUGUUUGUGGAGAGGUUUGAGGUACACAGCGCAUCGUGCGGGAUAUAACAUCAUUACGAUAAUUGAUAGAGAGAACAUACUUUUUAAAGCAGUGAAAAAGCGCCCACCGGUUGUACCAUUUUUAUAAAUUGUAAAUUGAAAUCUGAAGAAUAAUCGUGCUCAAAAGAUGCAGUGUUUUGAAAAGUAAUCAAGCAUUUUCAACAAAUUAUUUUUUAUUUUAAACAAGUAUAUUUAUAAUCUGUAAUAUUUCUGUAUAGAUAAUAAGUUGAUUUGGUAGCUUAAUUUUAAAUAACAACUACCUAUAUUAAGACAUUUUUUAAAGAUGAAAUGAAAACUCUUUGAUCGAA